UGGUCUCUUUACCCAUUCCCGUAGGUGAAAUUCAACGCCCCCGAGCAACGGAAGCGUUAGCCAUUGCAGCGCGAGAGAGAUAUGGCCGACUCAGACCUAAUCACUGCGCUCCAAUCCCAAAUUGAGUCUCUUCAAAUCAGAGUCAAGGAAUUAGAGUCCGCGAAUUCCAAACUGUCGUCUAUAGUCUCCACUUGUCACUGCCGUAAGGAGGAAAAUCUUGAUGCUUGUAAUGUUAGUAGUGUUGGGUUAGUUGGUAAGAGCGGGAAGAAGAAAUUGUCAGAAAGUAACAUGCAGACUGGGCGUCCAUCUUCCAAGAGAUACGUUGCACUAAAAAUAAUGUAUUUUGGUCAGGGGUUCUUUGGAUUUGCUUCAGAAGCUCAAAUGGAUCCAACUGUUGAGUCUGAAAUUUUUAAAGCUCUAAAGAAGACAAGGCUAGUUGAUGGUGACAAGAAGGACUUUCUGUACUCGAGAUGUGGCAGAACAGACAAGGGUGUUUCAUCUGUUGGGCAAGUGAUUUCUCUGUUUUUACGUUCUACCCGGAUGGAAACAGAACAGAGCAAUGGAACUUCUGGCAAAUUUCAGGAAAAGGAACCAUAUGAAGGAGAAAUAGACUACGUGAGAAUACUGAAUAGAGUCCUCCCUAAAGAUAUUCGAGUUAUGGGAUGGUGCCCUGCUCCUGUUGAUUUCAGUGCAAGGUUUAGCUGCUUGAACAGGGAAUACAAGUACUUCUUUUGGAGAGGAAAUCUGAAUAUAGAGACAAUGGAGAAUGCAGGUAAGAAAUUUGUUGGGGAGCAUGACUUCCGAAACUUCUGCAAGAUGGAUGCAGCUAAUGUACAUAACUACAAGAGGCGUAUCAUGCAAUUUGAAAUAAUACCUUGCACUGAAAGGCUUGAAAGCGAUCAGCUUUGGGCAGUAAAAAUCAAAGGUACGGCUUUCCUAUGGCACCAGGUUCGGUGCAUGGUUGCUGUACUCUUUAUGAUUGGCCAAGGUCUUGAAUCCCCUAAUGUAAUUGAUACAUUGUUGGAUAUUGAGAGGACACCAAGAAAGCCUCAGUACAUAAUGGCGCCGGAGAUUCCAUUGGUACUCCAGUCCUGCGAGUUUGAAGGCCUCAGGUUUAUGUGCUCGUCAGAUGCAAGGCAAGCUUUGCAUAAGCACUUGAAGAUGGAAUGCCAAACUUACAAACUUCAAGCUGCAAUCUUUCUUGAGGCUCUGCUAAGCUGUUCACUCGUAGACAAUGAUGACAGCAUGCUGAAUGAGAAGAGAAGAAACAAAGUAGCAGUUUCUCAUGUUCCUCUCAUGUCACGGCCAACUGAACCAUCCUACGCUGAGCGGCGUAUUAAGUUGAACUCAGGAGCACGAGACUAGGGGCUUAUGACUUGUCCUUGACACAAAAUUUGAAAUUUCAACCUGCCUGCCAAUACCACGCAUGAUGCAUCAUGAUGGACCCGGACCCGGACCCUGACCCUGACCCUGCACGCUGCAGUGGUGGGCUACCGUUUCGACUUUGUAACGAGUUUCAGGUAAAAAAAAAAACUAUAUUUGGGAGCGGAAAUAUCGGCGUCGAACGUGGCUGGGAGGCGGUCUCACUGCGUUCGAAAGUGCACCGCGGAGCAGCUAAACAUGCUUUCGAAGAUUAACAAAUCUGAAGCGAGGGAAACUCGGAUCAAACAACGCGCCCUCUUUCUCUCCCCCAAACUCUCUCUCUCUCUUUUUGCACGAUCCAGUGAAGUUCGGAUAUUGUGGUGGUAGUCAAUCGAUUGAGGAAAAAUGGAGGCGGCGAUGGGAUUGAUGAGAAG
Messenger RNA from Diospyros lotus (date-plum), 1796 nucleotides. RefSeq lists its product as uncharacterized. Gene Ontology annotation, cellular component: cytoplasm; nucleus. The coding region runs from base 82 to 1365 and encodes 427 amino acids. Gene Ontology annotation, molecular function: RNA binding; pseudouridine synthase activity. The record is from RefSeq and is a predicted model, not a curated record. Gene Ontology annotation, biological process: tRNA pseudouridine synthesis; mRNA pseudouridine synthesis. The transcript has 16 exons. NCBI's taxonomy places the organism in Eukaryota, Viridiplantae, Streptophyta, Magnoliopsida, Ericales, Ebenaceae.